This is a messenger RNA of Paramecium sonneborni, 1372 nucleotides long. The record is from the annotation of a GenBank genome assembly. NCBI's taxonomy places the organism in Eukaryota, Ciliophora, Oligohymenophorea, Peniculida, Parameciidae.
AUGGGAUCAAAAAAUUCAAAAGAAACAAGUAACAAAUUAAUUAUUAACUAUAGAUUAAAAUGAUGUAGGAUAAAUAAAUUAAAAAAAAGAGAAGAAAUAAGUUUAAGUAAAAUCAGAUGAGAAAUCAAAUGAAAGGAAUUAGAAUCAGAUAGUGAAAUCAUAAAUGAAUUAAAAAUAGUAAAUGGUUCAAAUUGCUAAAUUAUAAGAGUAACAAGUUCAAUAACACUCAUUAACAUUUUGUAAAGGAGACUUUGAAAAUUAAAAUGUAGUUCAAUAAGAUCAGUCGACAGUUGUCAAUAAUAAUGUUCAAAGCUAAGUAAAAGAACCAGGAUUAGGUUCAAAUUUAGAUGUCAAUGUUGAAAUUCAUGAUGAUCAAUUGAUGGAUGUCAAUGGAUGCAGAAAUAAAUUGAGAAAUAAUAGAAAUAUGAAGAUAGAAGAACAUGAUCCCAUAAUUGUGGCUAUUUUAGAUGAUUUGGAAUGUAGAACAUCUAGUCAUCAUCCAUUUAAGGAUUAAGCAAAACCAUAUCUUGGUUCAUAAAUUAUGAUUUUAGAUAGAGUGAUAGCUGGAUUUUGGUAUAAAUUGGGACCAUAUAAAGUAACUAAUUGUAAUUACAAACCAUUUGAACUAUAAGAGAAUUAGAUUUAUUAUGGAGAAUGGUUUUAACAAAAAAGAAAUGGUUUUGGAUUUUUGAUUUGUGACGAUUUUAUUUAUGAAGGAUAUUGGUUUGAUGAUGUUUAUCAUGGUGAAGGAAGGAUUAUAAGUAAGGAUGGAAAUAUAUAUAUUGGUGAGUUUAAAAAUGGAUAAUUUAGUGGUGAUGGUUUUUUCUUAAACAAUGAAUAAAUAGUCUAUGAAGGGGAAUGGGAGAAUGGACAAAAAAACGGUAUUGGAAAAGAAUAGAUGCCUGAUGGAUCAGUAUUCAUAGGUUAGUUUCAGAAUAAUUAACGUAACGGUUAAGGGAAACUAUUCAAUAAUAAAGAAUAAUUUGUUUUUGAGGGAUAAUGGAUAAAUGGAAAGGCCAUAGAAGAAGGAAAAGUAAUUUGGUAGGAUGGUAGAAAAUUUGAAGGAAAGUGGUGUAAUGGAAUGAUGCAUGGACAAGGUGUAUUUAUAUGGCCAGGAGGAAAGAAAUAUAUAGGCAAUUAUGUGAAUAAUGUAAGAGAUGGAUAUGGAGAAUACUAUUAUCCUGAUGGAAAGAUUUAUAAGGGAAUGUGGAAGAAAGGAUUGAUGCAUGGAUAAGGAAUAAUAAUAUAUCCAAAUAAUUCACAUGAAAAAGGUUAGUGGAAAUUAGGAAAGAGAAUUAUAAUUUAAGAAUAAAAGACGACUAAACAAAAAUCUUAAAAAAAGCAGGAAAAUAAGGCUAUUUUGCCUCUUUGA